Messenger RNA from Cucurbita maxima (winter squash), 1854 nucleotides. Its product is annotated as DEAD-box ATP-dependent RNA helicase 36. The transcript is spliced from 6 exons. Gene Ontology annotation, molecular function: ATP binding; nucleic acid binding; RNA helicase activity. The coding region runs from base 119 to 1609 and encodes 496 amino acids. NCBI's taxonomy places the organism in Eukaryota, Viridiplantae, Streptophyta, Magnoliopsida, Cucurbitales, Cucurbitaceae. The record is from RefSeq and is a predicted model, not a curated record.
GUGGCGAGAGCGAUAGACUGCGCCCUAGUUCAACAAUUGGCCGUGAAGCAAUCAAAUUUUUGCUGCGAUUGUUCAAACCUGGAAACCCUUUGCAUUGUUGUUCAUCAUCUUUGAUUUCAUGGAUCAAGAAGUAACAGUCGACGAGAAUUUCCCACUUUUUUCAAAAUCACAUCGGAAAACCCAUAAACCUUCACUAAAAAACCCCACCGCCGUCGAUAAUACCGCCCAGAAGGCGCCUAUUCAGAUUGAGAAAUCCACAGAACUCACCACUAAAUCCACGAACGUUACAUUUGCCGACCUCGGCUUAUCGGAAUGGAUCGUCCAGACCUGCAAGGAAUUAGCUAUGAAGAAGCCAACGGCGGUUCAAACCCACUGCAUCCCGAAGAUUCUGGCUGGCCUCGAUGUACUAGGUCUUGCUCAAACUGGAAGCGGGAAGACUGCGGCGUUUGCCUUGCCGAUUCUUCAACAGCUUUCGGAAACCCCUUUCGGCGUCUUCGCGUUGGUCGUCACUCCCACUAGAGAAUUGGCUUAUCAAUUGGCCGAGCAGUUUAGGGCACUCGGAUCCUCCUUGAAUUUGCGGUGCUCUGUGGUUGUCGGAGGCAUGGAUAUGUUGAACCAGACGCAGAGUUUACUGAAGAGACCUCACAUUGUAAUUGCAACGCCGGGGAGGGUUAAGGUAUUGCUGGAGGAGAAUCCUGAUAUCCCUGCCGUCUUCUCCAAGACUAAGUUCCUAGUUUUGGAUGAAGCUGAUAGAGUAUUGGAUGUUGGAUUUGAAGAGGAAUUGAAAGUUAUCUUCAAAUGCUUGCCACGAAAUCGUCAAACUCUAUUGUUCUCCGCAACAAUGACAAAGGAUCUUGAAACACUCCUUGAGCUUUCUGCAAACAAAGCAUACUUUUAUGAGGCUUAUGAAGGGUUCAAGACAGUUGAUAUGCUUAAGCAGCAAUAUAUAUUCCUGCCGAAGAAUGUGAAGGAUGUUUAUCUACUCCACAUUAUGUCUAAAAUGAAAGAUAUGGGUGUUCGAUCAGCUAUCAUAUUUGUGCACACUUGCAAAAGCUGUCACCAUUUAGGUUUGUUACUCGAAGAACUUGAUCAAGAUGUGGCGGCGUUGCAUUCAUUCAAGUCACAGUCUGAGAGGCUUGCUGCGCUUUAUCGAUUCAAAUCGGGACAAGCUCCUGUUUUGCUUGCAACCGAUGUAGCUAGUCGGGGUUUGGACAUUCCGACGGUUGAUCUUGUUAUAAAUUACGAUAUUCCAAGGUUUCCAAGAGAUUAUGUUCACCGAGUGGGACGUACUGCAAGAGCAGGUAGACAUGGAUUGGCUGUGAGCUUCAUUACCCAGAAUGAUGUGGAGCUUAUUCAUGAAAUAGAGGCCAAUCUAGGAAAGAAAUUGGAGAUUUUCGAAUGCAAGGAGAAUGAGGUGCUUGAGAAUGUUACAAAGGUAUACAAGGCAAGACGUGUGGCAGCAAUGAAGAUGGUGGAUGAUGGAUUUGAGGAGAAAGUGAAAGAACGAAAGAAACAGAAAUUUAAAACAUUGGCAGAGAAAGGAUUGUUAAAGAAAAGGAGCAGAAAGAGAAGAAGAGAAAAAGGUUCCAAGGAGUUGGGAGCUGUAUGAGAAUCUGUACCACAUCAAAAUUUUGAUAUUUCACUAACUUAAUACAUCUGUGAUUAUUAUUAUUGCCUAGUGGUUUCAUUGCUUUUGGGUCUUUAGCCAGAUUUUUCUUUUGUAUUUUUUUAUAACCUAGUUCAUGUCUGUCUCUUUUUUCUCCUUUAGAAGGUGAGCAUAUUUCUAAUGUAAUACCGAAUAUCGUCUUCUUUGAAAUGUUUUUACUAAAGUCACAACGAUCAAUUCAAUUGAUC